UUUGCCUAGUCACUUUUGUUUCAACGUGGGUGUGACUUCUGAUCUUGUUCCCCUCCCUGUUAUGUCACUCCUUCAGUAACUUUGAAUUGGAAUAAAAACUGCAGCAAACUUCAGAGGCUGGCUUUUUGAGCAAACUUAACAAGACCUGAGACCUCCCCAACCCCCCUUGCUCCUCCUUUGUAUAGGCUGGGAGAAGAACUCCUUGCCUUUUGCACAUUAACUCGAGGAGGAAACAAUGGCCAAGUUCUGGUUGUGUGCAGCUGUUGGAUUUUACUUGUUGCAGCUUUGUUCAGCUCAGAUAGGUUUGAAUAUAAGCUGCAGAUAUGGAGGAGUUUUCCAUGUUGAGAAAAAUCAUCGCUACAGCCUCACAAGAGAAGAUGCCAUCGCGCUUUGCAAAGCCCUCAACAGCACCAUCCCAACAUGGGAGCAAAUGAAGAAUGCUUUCAGCCUUGGGUUUGAAACCUGCAGAUAUGGUUAUAUAGAAGACAAAGUUGUAGUUCCCCGACAUACUCCUUAUCAUCUUUGUGCGGCUAAUAACACUGGGAUUUAUGUGCUUUCUUCUAACAUGUCUGACCGAUAUGAUACAUAUUGCUUCAAUUCAUCAGAAACAAGAAAUAAAACUUGUGAGCCAGUGAUAAAGUUAUAUUCUGCUUGGCCAAAUAAUGAAAGUACAAUAGAAAUUUUCAAUGCUGAUGGAUCACGCUAUAUUGAAGGAGAGAAAUUCACAGAACGUCCACCAGUUACUGAUGAUGAAAUUAGUGCAGGCAGCGGUUCUGCAACUGAUAGACCAACAACAGAUUCCAAUUUCAUCAGACAUGGUAUUUCCCAGUAUCCUCAUACUGCAGAUGUUGUUACUUCAAUGAGAGGAGAUCAUUCACUUGACCAGCACCUCCAACAUACUACUUUUGCUGAUGUGGUGGGUAUUCUAAUUUUCCCAGUAAACCUCCUUAGGACGAAUGUUCAAAUGCAAGUCUUUAUCAUCUAUCACUUAACUGUGAUAGAAAUUGGAUUCUAUGAAAAGCAAGAAGAUUCAGCCAAGGGCACACCUGAACUUGAAGAGGAUAAAUAUAGUAGCAAGAUUCAUCCUUCACCUAGUAUCAGUAAGCAUAAUCAUUUUAGUGUGCUACAAAUUAAUGGAGCUAGUAGCAUAGCAUAUAUUCAACAUAUUAGUUGUUCUGGCAUCAUUACAGCUGAUGAAGUAUCCAACAGUGGAAAGCAUCAUGAAAACUCUACUGAAAGCCAACAGGUUCCUGGAGAGUUCCCUCUGUGGUGGCCAUCUGAAGAACAUGAAAGAAGGCAGAACACAACCUCUGGCAAGGAUGAGAGUUCUGAAGAAAAUGAUGAUGAUGGUGGAGGUGACGAUGGUGAUGAUAAUGAAGAAGGGUCUGGCCAUAUAAAUCCUGAAACAGUUAUUGAGUGGGACAACAGUGGUGAUCAGGAACUCCAGACAUCAAAUACCACUGUGAUCUCCAGCAAGGAUGUCAAACAUGAAGACUCAACCCAUGAUCCAUUGCUAAAUAGUGUACAUUCUGGAAGGUACAGUGAAGUGAAUGGCACACGAGAGGACGUGCCACAUGGAAUUGCACAUCUGGGUGAUGCUGGACAUUUCUCCACAGCUACUGCUGUAUCCUCCAGCAAUGAUUUCUUCAAGCAGGAAGACUCAAAUGAGCAUUCACUAGAUGGCAGUCAAUCUGGACUGGAAACACAAGAUACAGUACCUACACCAACUGUCUCUUCAGAUAUAUUGCAUCCCGGACUUGUUCCCUCAAGUGAAAAAGAAAGUACUCUGGAAAAUGAAUCUUUUCAUCAUACAGUUACAUUCUUCAAUGAAAGUGCUGAACAUGAAGGAUCACAUCAAGACCAGUUGCAACCUGUGGGUAAACCUGGACGGAAAAGUGAAAUGAGUCAUGCUGCAAAUAGAACAAUCCUUGGUGUCCUAAAAAUACUUAUCCCUCCAAGUGAGCAUGAUGAUGAAGGUACGUCUUCUCAGACAGCAGAUGUGGCUUCUAACAAUGGGAUAAAACAUGGAGAAUCUACAGAAAACCCACUAUCAUAUGAUGUGCAUUCUGAAUGGACUGCUGAAGACCCCACAGACACAUCCAAUAAAACUAUGCUACCUGGAAGUUUGCAGCCUCCAAGUGAAACUGAGCAUAAUAAUGAAUCAGUUCAUACAGUUGUGGAUGCCAUUGAUGAUAUUAACCAUGAAGAUUCUUCAAACAAUACUUUGAUUCAUGAAAUCCAUCCCAGCUGGAGCCAUGAAGACAAGUAUCCUGGAAACACGUCGAGAGAUGAUGUAUUCCUUGACAUCAUUUCUCCAAAUGAAAAGAAGCAUGAAGAAGAUUCAGAAAACAAUCAUACAGCUGUACUUCCCAGUGGUGAUAUUCACCAUGAAGCCUCUACCCAUGAAACAGUUUUGCACAAAGAACAUUCUGAAUGGGAUAAUGAAGAAAAAUAUCUCACCAACACAUCUGGAAAUCAUUUGUGGUCUAGUAUUGUUCAUCCAACUGAAAGUGAGCAAGAAAAGGAACCAUCACUUACAGUUACUGGUUCCAGUGAUGAUUUAAAACCUGAAGACUCUACUCAUAAUCUGGUGAUGCAUGGUCUGCAUCCUGAAAUAGGCAGAGAAGACAAAUAUCCAUCAAAUAGCACAGAGCAUGAAGUAUCUCUAGACAUUGUUUUUCCAACUGGACACAAUGAGGAGACAAUCUUUCAUACAGUUGCCAUUCACAACAAUCUUGAAGACUCAACACAACCUCCUAGUCAUCAGCCAGGCUGGGAGACUGAAGAAAAAUAUCCCACGAAUACUUCUAGAGAUGAUGUUCUGGUGGGAAUUGAUACAGAUAGUGAAAAUGAACAUCAUCAAUUAUAUACAGAUGUGGUCUACGAUGGGAGCAAAGAAGAUACAACCCCAGAAUCAGUGAGGCAAUGGGUUAGUGACAACAAAUACACUACAAAAUCCUCAGUGGAUGUCAUAAUUCCUGGAAUUGUUCCUCGAAGAGGGAUAAAUCAAAAAAAUAGAACUGAUCACACAGCUGUGCUUGCCACUGAUGGGUCCAAAAAUGAAGAACCAACACAGGAGUCAUCGUUGCAUGAAGUGAAUCCUGGACAGAGCAAUGAAGGGGAACAUCUUCUAAAUAACACUCAGGAAUAUAUGAUACCUCGAGUUUUUUCUGAAGUUGACAGUGGUUCUGACAGACAACCAUCAUCUUCUGACAGUUCCAGUCCAGGUGGAUAUGGAAGAGGAGUGUCCCAUACAGGAAAUGUCACACAGGCACCCAAAAAUCAGAAACGAAUAGCUCACAUACCAGAUUGGCUUAUUGUAGUUGCUUCUCUCUUGGCACUGGCAUUGAUACUUGGUGUUUGCAUUGCUGUGAACAGUCGAAGAAGAUGUGGGCAGAAGAAGAAGCUUAUGAUCAACAAUGGCAAAGGAGGCAUUGAUGAGAAAAACAUGGGUGGAUUGAAUGGAGAAGCCAGUAAAUCUCAUGAAAUGGUAAACUUGGUACAGAAAGAGAAGCCAGAGGACCAAACAGGCCCACACGAUGAGUUCCUGGCAAUUGAUGAAACACAGAACCAACAAGAGGUGGCCUUGAAGAGUGGUGUGUAAAGAAGCUAUGCCCACCCAACUGAGUCAGAGUUGGGGAAACAAAAGAAAGGAGAAGAAAUUGCAUGGAACUGGGACUAGAACUCACAAAUGCAAUGAGCUACUGAUGUCUCUAAAGCAUAAUUAAGCAUAUUCUUCUUUUUCUGUUGUUGUUUUUAAUGAUCAUGUACAAGAUGCAAAAUGUCAUUCCCACCCUCUGCCCAACAUUGUAUAAUUUUUCCCAGUCCAGAUUAGUGACUAUAGUGUUGCCAGCAUCAUCUGUCUCCCAAUUUCCGUCUUUUAUCUCAUCAGGCAAAAUGCCAAUGCUGUUGUGUUCCCUGACCCUCUCUUGCACCACUUUCCCUAAUUCUCUCUCUGUGGAGCCAUCCAGAUUUAUAGUCAUUAAGGUAUCAAGACAUCAAGUAUGAGCCAACAACUUCAGAAAGGCAAGCUGCCUAGACAGCCACCAUUAAUCAGAAUAGAGACUUUGCAACAGGAUCCCAUGUUUAUCACUUGUCAGACUUCUCACUCAGUUUUUGAUAAGUUGCAGUUAUGUUCUGCAGUGAUUGAAUAGAGAAAGAGACUUCUAUCCAAACAUUCCACAAUGUUCAGUAACAUUUCUUUUUAAAAAGAGAAAUAGAAAGGAUGGAAAGACAAGAAAGAAUAAAACUGAUUUUAUAGCAAAUAAAAUUUUAUUCUCUACAAUCUAAAUUAUCUGUGAUGUUUAUCUUUAUGCUUUAAAUGUAAUUGCUUCCACUGCUUGGUUUAUAGCUGGAGUACUGUUUUUGUUAUACUGUAUUAUUAAAUUCAGAGAUAU
This is a messenger RNA of Sceloporus undulatus (fence lizard), 4397 nucleotides long. It is a transcript of the gene CD44, whose product is annotated as CD44 molecule (Indian blood group). Lineage: Eukaryota; Metazoa; Chordata; Lepidosauria; Squamata; Phrynosomatidae. Gene Ontology annotation, molecular function: cytokine receptor activity; hyaluronic acid binding. The transcript has 23 exons. Gene Ontology annotation, cellular component: basolateral plasma membrane; macrophage migration inhibitory factor receptor complex; plasma membrane. The coding region runs from base 236 to 3604 and encodes 1122 amino acids. Gene Ontology annotation, biological process: positive regulation of ERK1 and ERK2 cascade; cell adhesion; inflammatory response. The record is from RefSeq and is a predicted model, not a curated record.